CGAAAAACCACCAAGGAAGCGCCACCGUCGUCCUAGCUGCAUGCAGGUCGACCGAAAGGUGAGGAUGUUGUACCUGAAGGAGGAGGUGUGUACACCAUCUUGGUGUCGUAGAAGGUCUCUUGAGAACAGCCAUGCCUCGAUUCUCUCAGACACCUGAGACGUAACGAGCCCACGAGUUGCUCAUGCUGUGGAACUCCUGGGAAGAGGGGGGCAUACACGUGCACAGCAGCAUGUCAACUCGCUGCCUGCCGAGACAUUCGGUAUUUUACUAUGUUGCCACGUAGGUGUCAACCCUCAAGCUACCUAUGGACGUAGAAUAGAUGCCCUCUGCCAGUGGAUCCCUCUGAACAGCCGAGAAGCCAAGCAGGUCGGAGAUUCGCGAGUUGCGUGACCAGGAACGCGCUGCGUGAUGCACGUCAAGCAGCUAUCCGAACAAAACCCCUCACAUCAUUCUGCGACUUCAACCCCACGGCCCACCACACAGACUUUUGGGGUGCCUGCCGAACAAAUAAUUGCCUGGCCACUGCCGUCGGCUUCAACCGAAGCCGUCGCUGUCGAGGUGCGACGUUGUCACUCAUCCUGAGAGGCGCCAAGGGGAACGAGACAGAUUCGACAAAGAUGGGAUGACAAGUACAAGGCACAAUAGGAAAGCCGGGAGUGCGGGCCUAGUCAGCCAUCUUCCCGUGCGAGCGAUCCAAAGUCUAAACUUCUCUGGGCCAAUUGCAGCUCCGCGAACCUCUUCCAUUCUCAACUCAAUCUCACUCUUCCCGGAAAGACUUUCAGAGAUUAUGCAUAUUUCCAACACCGCAACCAUAGCCGCUUUGGUCAAUAACAACUUUACACCACUCCCCGGAGAGAGCAGCAACUCCAACAUUAUGGAUAUGGAUAUCACGGCAGGCAACGACAAGUAUCACAAAGCCAAAGCGGUGGGGGGGUUUCCGAUGACCUGGGUUAAAGUGGUAAGGUCCCCUGCUUGACUGACCAAUUAGGGCCCGAGCUUGGCCGAAAGGCGCUGUGUCGUCAGAGCUCCAGGGAUCCCGCGCUUUUACCUUGCGACGCAGGGCUGGCAGGCAAUCUUUUCCGUCCCAGAAAGUCCCCUCUUGUCUUCCCCAUGUCCACUUCUGUCCAGCAAUUGUACAGCUUCCUGUCGUUGUUUGAGCUUGGUUGACUCCUAGGAUGUGAGAACUUGCCUCGGGGAAUCAAAGUCUAUACUCUGUACAUUUCUUCUUAGGUGGCUCAGCACCAAUCCACAAUAUGGCGCCCGCGAAAGCCGCCCGGGGCGGUCAGGAUGACUCCAAGACGGACACACCAAAUACAAAGGAGAAAAACGGAGGGCAUUCACACCAGUCCAACGGAAAGAUGCGCCGUGUCGCAAGCAAUACCGGUUCCAACCUGAAAGAAGUCACCAAUGUCAGCGCCACGAGUGCUCCGGCAAUGGCUACAGCGGCUGGCUCGGCCACCACGACGGGUGCGCAAGGGGCGAACGUUCCUGGUCUCCAAUGGCCUGCCUUUGAUCGCGAAGUCCUCCACGCCUACCGCCGAGCCUACCGAUUGAGAACACCGACCACCUUUGCCAGCGAACACCACCAAUGGGUUCUCACCCAACCUGGGAGUCUAGGUCUCUACUCGCCGACGAUUGCAAGACGAAAAGAACUCCGAAGACAAACGACGGAUCAGCUGUCGACGGCGGUCAGGAAACACUUUAAUGGUCAAGGGGCGCAAGAAAAUGACAUUAUCGUCGAGUUUCUACACAAGAUCAAGACCCGAAGACCACAAAGGCCUGCGAGGAAGCCCAGAGAGUAUAUACAUUUACCUCCUGAGCUCGAUAAAUAA
Messenger RNA from Podospora pseudopauciseta, 1833 nucleotides. RefSeq lists its product as uncharacterized. Gene Ontology annotation, cellular component: histone deacetylase complex. Gene Ontology annotation, biological process: regulation of DNA-templated transcription. The transcript has 2 exons. Gene Ontology annotation, molecular function: protein binding; transcription coregulator activity. The record is from RefSeq and is a predicted model, not a curated record. Lineage: Eukaryota; Fungi; Ascomycota; Sordariomycetes; Sordariales; Podosporaceae. The coding region runs from base 1255 to 1833 and encodes 192 amino acids.